GGCACAGCUGGCAGAGGAGGCCGGGCACACGUGGAGUCUCUCCGCCUCCUGCCCACUCAGGAUCGGGAGGAGGAGCCGCUCUCCCUCCGCUCGUCUCUCCACUUCCUCGGUGAACUUGUCGGCUGGAGGUCGCUGUCCACACAUCGCGGCCGGACCCCAGCGCCCCCACCCAUGGCCGGGCACGAGUGGGACUGGUUCCAGCGGGAGGAGCUGAUAGGACAGAUCAGUGACAUCAGGGUCCAGAACCUGCAAGUUGAACGAGAAAAUGUGCAGAAGAGAACGUUCACCCGAUGGAUCAACCUGCACCUAGAGAAGUGCAAUCCUCCCCUGGAGGUGAAAGAUUUGUUUUUGGAUAUUCAAGAUGGCAAAAUCCUGAUGGCGCUACUGGAGGUGCUGACCGGGCAGAGUCUGCUCCACGAGUACAAGUCAUCGACUCACCGGAUCUUCCGCCUCAACAAUAUAGCCAAAGCACUGAAGUUCCUGGAAGAUAGUAACGUGAAGCUGGUCAGCAUUGACGCUGCGGAGAUCACAGAUGGAAACCCCUCGCUGGUCCUCGGCCUCAUCUGGAACAUCAUCUUGUUCUUACAGAUUAAAGAACUCACAGGAAAUCUGAAUAGAAUGUCGUCCUCUUCCAGCCUGUCCUCACUGCCCAGCGGGACCGAGUCUGACACGUCUCAUCCCAGCACGCCGAGCACGGAGAAGAGCAUGUCUGUUUCAAUUAGGGAUCAACGCAGAGCGAUCAAAGCUCUUCUCUACUGGGUUCAGCAAAGGACGCGAAAGUACGGGGUCGCGGUGCAGGACUUUGCCGGUAGCUGGAGGAGCGGACUCGCAUUUCUUGCUAUUAUUAAAGCCAUAGACUCCAGCCUGGUGGACAUGAAGAAAGCAUUGGAGAGAUCACCGAGGGACAACCUUGAAGACGCCUUCAAUAUCGCCAAAAACAACCUCAACAUACCGCGCCUUCUAGAGCCAGAGGAUGUGAUGGUGGACUCUCCUGAUGCCCAAUCCAUAAUGACCUAUGUAACGCAGUUUCUUCAACACUUUCCAGAACUUGACCCGGAUGAGUUUGCAGAGGAAAAUGAAGAAGCUCCUCUGGAGAUGAUGUAUGUACGAUACAAAGAUGGGCCAACGGAGGAGGAGGGUAAAAUCAUAACUGUGAGCAGAAAUGAGGAUACGGGCUACACGGUGGAGCUUCAGACAAGACCUCUCACUCCACCCCAGACAUAUGCCGAAGUAGAUAUCCCAUAUGAUGAUAAGCCGAAUUCAGAGAAAAGCGGCAAAAAUCCAUUCCUGGUCCCAACUAUUAAUAUACCAGAUGAAGGGAUGAAUGCGGACGACGCUCGGCUCAAGUUAGAUAAUGUCUUACGCCGGCUGGAAAUGUCUCCCAGGAGAUCUGAUCUAGCCAGGAGGAGUCCUGUUGGUCCUGAGCACAAUGGUGAAGGACAUCAAGGAGGUUAUGAAGGUCCAAUUAACCCCUUCACAAUAUCCAAUGGGAAAAAUUCUCAUCCUUACACAGGCUCUGUAGAUGAUGUUCAGUCCAACUCUACAUUCAGUUUUGGGGACGACAGUUAUAGUGAAACAUCUUCAUUGUUCUCCUCUGUUUCUGAUAAGGAACCCAAUGAAUUAUUUUAUCAAACAGAAGUGGGCAAAAGAGACCCAAAGUCCGCAAUGGCAUGUAAAGACGACGAUGACUACAAGUAUGUCAGUCACCAUCCCAGUGAUAGUCCGGAUGGCAGCAACUCCAAGCAGCUGACCGUCUUCCAAGCCUAUAGAGCGAGUGAACACGAUGGUCAAGUCCAGGCCUCAGAAAGUGAAGCAGAAAGAGAUGAGACGGAUAGCACGGAUACACCAAAGAUUUCCAUCAUUCCUCAUGACUUAUUCUAUUACCCCCACUAUAGUGUCCCCAUUGCAGACGUCCUACAAGCGUUCUCCGACAACUGUCCUGACAGCCUUCUAGAACAGACCUUCACUUUCGACGUUUCGUCCGAGGAAAGGACAGGUGACACUUCGACGCUCAGUAGUGGAGUCUACUUGGACACGGAGUCGACGGGGAGCGAUACGUCAAUAGAAGAGUCUCAGGAGAUGGUGUUAGGUUUGGAGAACUUUGGGCACAAUUUACAUUAUGCCAAAAUAAUGGCACAGGAAUCGGAAGACGGAUCAAUGGCGAACGGAUCAGUAGCUCAAGCUGCACGAAAUGUACGGAACAAUGCUUUCCAUGCUGGAUAUAACUAUGGAUAUCAGGAUGGUGGUACAGAUAGUUCAGAGGAUGAGUGGAACGGGAAAUGGUCGGGGAGAGAAGUAUACGUCUGUGGACGGGGGGAUCUGGAUGAUGAUGAUGAUGAUGAUGAAGAUUUACCUGAGGACAGAGAAGACAAGGAAGCAGCAGAUACAGAGGAGUUUUGGCUGACAAGGGAUGUACAGAAUGAUGGCUGCAUACACAGGAGGGGAGAGCUGAACACUGCAGGACAUUCCAAUGUUGGAGCUUAUAAGAACGUCAAUGGAGAAGGAGAGCAGAUUUUAGGAUUUGGGAAACAAUCGACGAACCAGAUCGCCGCCCCGAAACGUCAUUCCGCGACCUCCAGAGCGCCGUUCUUCGGUCGCCAGCCCCCGGACACCCUCCAUGUGCUGAUCGCCCUGUGGAUCCUCUGCUAUUUCCUGCUGAUCCUCCCCGAGUUGGAUUUGAGCAAAGUUUCGUUUUUCGUAGAAAGCGACUAAAGACUGUCCGCCGGGUGACGUCAGGUCACGCCGUGUCCCAUAGGGGGCGCUUGAACUUGUUCUCCAGCAAUAAUAACUCAACCUGCUUCUUACAUUUUAAUGAUGCAAAAAAAUAAAAAUAAGCAGGGAAGGUACAGAGGGGUAGAAGACGGGGGUCGCUUUGUGCCUUUUUUGGGUAAAAAGAAAACGUAUUGUUAUGGACAUAUUUUAAUGCUUUUCCUGUAUAUGUUGCUGGUUGAUCUAGGUAGUAAUUAUUUUUUAACAAGGAUCUGAAAGCCUUGCUAGAUGCCUCCUGGGGGGGGGGGGUAUAUAUAGAAAAGAGGGGGCUCCAUUCACGAUGAUGGAAAAUGGGGAAAACCAAAAGUGGCCCCUCUUCUUCCCCAUGGGCCCCUUAGCUGCCCCUAUAGAUUACAUAGGCCCUACAUGAUUCAGUGUAUGGCAGGUCCUGUAAGUCUUCCCAUAAACUGCCACCGAUAGAUGCUUUAUAUCCUUCAACCUCAGAUCUGGAAAAGCUCAUCAAACUACUGCAGUUUAUUAGUCAGCGACUACUUGUAUGGGGUUUCUAGUUUUUUUUUUAUAACUUUGUAAGGGGGCCAUUACAGAGGGGUUCUAUUUCCAGUCUCAUGAAAGCGUAUAGGUUUCCAAAAGUUAUCCCGCACAACAUAUGGACCCUGCCUUAUCUGGACACCUCCUUUGUUUGCCCUUUGGCGAUGUAAUAGAAAUUGUGCGGCCCCCUGUGACAGUCUGAUGAUUUAUAUGAUCGCCCCAGCCCUCCGUAUUCAGCUUCAUGACAAUUGUAGGGACAUGUUCUGUCAUAACAAAACAAAUAUCAAGUUUUCUACCUUUUAUAUACUAUUUUACAUAUAAAAUGAAUCUACAGAAGAGGUUGUCACUGUGUACAUACAUUACAUUACUUAUCCUGUAUUAUACUCCAGAGCUGUACUCACUAUUCUGCUGGUGAGGUCACUGUGUACAUACAUUACAUUACUUAUCCUGUACUGAUCCUGAGUUAUAUCCUGUAUUAUACUCCAGAGCUGCACUCACUAUUCUGCUAGUGAGGUCACUGUGUACAUACAUUACAUUACUUAUCCUGUAUUAUACUCCAGAGCUGCACUCACUAUUCUGCUGGUGAGGUCACUGUGUACAUACAUUACAUUACUUAUCCUGUACUGAUCCUGAGUUAUAUCCUGUAUUAUACUCCAGAGCUGCACUCACUAUUCUGCUGGUGAGGUCACUGUAUACAUACAUUACAUUACUGAUCCUGUACUGAUCCUGAGUUAUAUCCUGUAUUAUACCCCAGAGCUGUACUCACUAUUCUGCUGGUGAGGUCACUGUGUACAUACAUUACAUUACUGAUCCUGUACUGAUCCCGAGUUAUAUCCUGUAUUAUACUCCAGAGCUGUACUCACUAUUCUGCUGGUGAGGUCACUGUGUACAUACAUUACAUUACUUAUCCUGUACUGAUCCUGAGUUCUAUCUUGUAUUAUACCCAGAGCUGUACUCACUAUUCUGCUGGUGAGGUCACUGCGUUCAUACAUUACAUUACUUAUCCUGUACUGAUCCUGAGUUAUGUCCUGUAUUAUACUCCAGAGCUGUACUCACUAUUCUGCUGGUGAGAUCACUGUGUAUAUACAUUACAUUACUUAUCCUGUACUGAUCCUGAGUUAUAUCCUGUAUUAUACUCCAGAGCUGCACUCACUAUUCUGCUGGUGAGGUCACUGUGUACAUACAUUACAUUACUUAUCCUGUACUAAUCCUGAGUUAUAUCCUGUAUUAUACUCCAGAGCUGCACUCACUAUUCUGCUGGUGAGGUCACUGUGUACAUACAUUACAUUACUUAUCCUGUACUGAUCCUGAGUUAUAUCCUGUAUUAUACUCCAGAGCUGUACUCACUAUUCUGCUGGUGAGGUCACUGUGUACAUACAUUACAUUAUUUAUCCUGUACUGAUCCUGAGUUAUAUCCUGUAUUAUACUCCAGAGCUGUACUCACUAUUCUGCUGGUGAGGUCACUGUGUACAUACAUUAUUGUGCUGAUUCUGUAGAUUCAUUUUAUCUGUUAACAGUAAAAUGGUAUAUGGGGAUGGACAGGCGCUUUAAUAAUCAAUGUAAUUGAUUUUUAUUGUAUAUUACAUAGAAAAGUAAUACAGAUAUCGGAAUAUAAUUCAUAUAUAAAGGCUAACAUGACUGAAGAAUAUGCAGGUUAAUACUGUAGACCAGUAGUCCCUAAACUGUUGACCUCCAGCUGUUGCAAAACUACAACUUCUAGCAUGGCCGGACAGCCAAUGGCUGUCCGGGCAUGCUGGCAGUUGUAGUUUUGCAACAGCUGGAGGCAUCUUGGUUGGGAAACACUGUCUUAUAUGGUAGCAUUGCACUGUCGCCAUUCAAAGAAUGGUAAAAUACUAUUGGGGUCAUUCGGGGGAUAUUGUAUCAAUCUACAGCACGUCGGACUCACUAGUUACUGUACUAUGCCAGUGAAAUGUUGCUCUCAAAUAUCUUCCAGUAUUGCCAAAUAACAGCCAAACCUCUGGAAGAAUAUUAACUUUUAUCUUUGCAAUACUUUUUUAAUUUUUUUGUGUAUUUUAUAUAUAUAUAUAUAUAUAUAUAUAUACCAGGUUGUAACUCUGUGUAUAUUAGAUUGUUAUAUAUACGUAUAGAUUCUAUAACAGCCAUGCACAUAGGAAAAGUUUUAUUGAGGAUAUACUUAAAUGGGUAUUCCAUGAAAAAACUUUUUUUAUAUACAUCAACUGGCUCCAGAAAGUUAAACAGAUUUGUAAAUUACUUCUAUUAAAAAAUCUUAAUCCUUUCAAUAAUUAUCAACUGCUGAAGUUGAGUUGUUGUUUUCUGUCUGGCAACAGUGUGCAGUUCCCGAGACAAGCAGAGAUGUCAGCAGAGAGCAGAGUAGAAGAGGUUUGCUAUGGGGAUUUGCUACUAAACUGGGCGGUUCCCGAGACACGUGUCAUCAGAGAGCACUUAGACAGAAAAAACAGCUCAACUUCAGCAGCCCAUAAGUACUGA
Hyla sarda is the source of this 5727-nucleotide messenger RNA. It is a transcript of the gene CLMN, whose product is annotated as calmin. Gene Ontology annotation, biological process: nuclear migration. The record is from RefSeq and is a predicted model, not a curated record. The coding region runs from base 172 to 2712 and encodes 846 amino acids. Lineage: Eukaryota; Metazoa; Chordata; Amphibia; Anura; Hylidae. Gene Ontology annotation, cellular component: meiotic nuclear membrane microtubule tethering complex; cytoplasm; nuclear outer membrane. The transcript is spliced from 13 exons. Gene Ontology annotation, molecular function: actin filament binding.